GAAAAGGACUGGGUUUGACUGAUUGAAGUGAAGCUGAAAUGGAAGGUGAUUUAUUUUCUGGCAUAGGCAAUGGAACCCAAGUAGAUGGCAAGGUUUUGCAAACAGUUCAAAAGAGCUUUAUGCAAGUUCAGGAUAUUCUAGACCAAAACAGGUUGCUAAUCAAUGAAAUAAACCAAAAUCAUGAAUCAAAGGUUCCUGAUAACUUGACUCGAAAUGUGGGUUUGAUUAGAGAGCUAAACAAUAACAUUAGAAGGGUGGUUGAUCUCUAUGCAGAUCUUUCAACUAAUUUCACCAGGUCAAUGGAAGUUAUAUCAGAAGGGGAAUCAAGUGGGAUUUUGAAAUCCAAUGGAAAGGGAAAUCAGAAGAGAAUUAGAUCCGGGUAAUUGAUCCAGCCAAGCUUUCAUACAAAUUCUGAACUUUCUUCAUGGUAGAAUAAGAAUAGUAUUUAGAUAUUGAAGGAAAAAGAACGCGAUAAGCUUUCUUGACAAGUGUUGUGUUUGAGGCUUUAAGCUUUCAGUAUAAUUUUCCACCAUAUCCAUUUUUGAAUAACAUUUAACAGAUUUAUGAUUUUAAGUUUGUAUAACUGUAUCAUCUUGUUUAUCAAAUUUGCUUCCACUACUACAUUUUCUA
This is a messenger RNA of Jatropha curcas, 630 nucleotides long. Its product is annotated as protein ELF4-LIKE 4. Lineage: Eukaryota; Viridiplantae; Streptophyta; Magnoliopsida; Malpighiales; Euphorbiaceae. The record is from RefSeq and is a predicted model, not a curated record. Gene Ontology annotation, biological process: positive regulation of circadian rhythm; entrainment of circadian clock.